Cydia fagiglandana is the source of this 2251-nucleotide messenger RNA. It is a transcript of the gene w, whose product is annotated as protein white. Gene Ontology annotation, biological process: transmembrane transport. The coding region runs from base 181 to 2229 and encodes 682 amino acids. NCBI's taxonomy places the organism in Eukaryota, Metazoa, Arthropoda, Insecta, Lepidoptera, Tortricidae. The transcript is spliced from 13 exons. Gene Ontology annotation, molecular function: ABC-type transporter activity; ATP binding; ATP hydrolysis activity. The record is from RefSeq and is a predicted model, not a curated record. Gene Ontology annotation, cellular component: cytoplasmic vesicle membrane; plasma membrane.
CCGGAGUCACUACAGUGCUUGGCGCUUGGUUGAUUGGGCAACGGCCGCGCGCCAUCAUUUCGACUCACCGCCGGUCGCGCGCGCUCGCUACCUUAAAAACAAAACAAAUAUUGUGAAGUGCUCGUGACAUAAACAUAGUGAUUUUAAUAAUCAGAUUUGGAUUAUAAUUUUUUUGUAAAAAUGACAGCCGGCACUGAAGAGCAUGAGCCCCUGAUUUCAUCUUCAGCUGAACAUCAGCGGGUCACUUACAACGCUUCGCCACAGGACUCCGAUACCCCAGAACCUCGAGUGACCGGAGAAGUGUCUCUCACCAUCCCACAGCGGAACUAUGGGGCCAUCGGCGGCGUUGAAAAGGUCACGUACACCUGGGCGGACAUCAACGCCUUCGCCACAGAAAACAGGUCCAGGAGCAGAAGGUUCUGGAACUUCUGGAAGGGGUCCAAUGAUCGCAUGUUCCAGCAGAGGAAACAGUUGUUGAAGAAUGUAAACGGCGCCGCGUAUCCAGGCGAGCUCCUCGCCCUCAUGGGUUCCUCAGGCGCCGGCAAGACCACUCUCCUAAAUACACUGACCUUCCGCACUAAUGGUGGAGUGGUAGCCAGUGGCACACGAGCUCUUAAUGGGCAACCAGCCACCCCUGAAGCGCUGACGGCGCUGUCAGCGUAUGUGCAGCAACAGGAUUUGUUUAUUGGCACGCUGACGGUUAGAGAGCAUCUAGUUUUCCAGGCUUUAGUACGUAUGGAUCGUCACAUACCAUACGCACAACGGAUGCGCAGAGUGGGAGAAGUCAUCCAAGAGCUAGCCUUAUCAAAGUGCCAGAACACCGUAAUCGGCAUACCAGGACGAUUGAAGGGCAUAUCAGGUGGCGAGAUGAAGCGUCUGUCCUUCGCCAGUGAGGUCCUUACGGACCCGCCGCUAAUGUUCUGCGAUGAACCUACCUCCGGCCUUGAUUCUUUCAUGGCUCAGAAUGUCAUCCAGGUGUUGAAGGGACUGGCGCAGAAGGGCAAGACAGUGGUGUGCACAAUCCACCAACCGUCUUCGGAACUAUACGCCAUGUUUGACAAGUUGCUCAUCAUGGCGGACGGACGCGUUGCGUUCCUCGGCUCGCCUGACCAGGCCACGGACUUCUUUAAGGAGUUAGGAGCGGCAUGUCCAGCCAACUACAAUCCCGCAGACCACUUCAUACAAAUCCUGGCCGGAGUGCCAGGCAGGGAAGAGGCGACCCGGCAUACUGUGGAUACAGUGUGCACGGCGUUCGCCAAGUCUGAACUAGGGUGCCAAAUAGCUGCUGAGGCUGAAAAUGCUUUGCUGCACCGGCGCAAGAUUUCCUCCGGCUGGACGGACUCAGCGUGGUCGACGCCAAGCCUGCGCUCGCGCCGCUCUCCAUAUAAAGUAUCAUGGUGGGCGCAGUUCCGCGCUGUUCUUUGGCGAUCAUGGCUUUCAGUUACUAAAGAACCCAUGCUUAUCAAAGUGCGGUUUCUGCAGACAAUUAUGGUGUCCAUAUUAAUCGGGGUGAUCUACUUCGGCCAACAUUUGGACCAGGACGGUGUCAUGAACAUCAAUGGAGCCAUCUUCAUGUUCCUCACCAACAUGACCUUCCAGAACAUCUUCGCUGUCAUUAAUGUAUUCUGCUCCGAGCUGCCCAUCUUCAUCCGCGAGCAUCACAACGGCAUGUACCGAGCCGACGUCUACUUCCUAUCGAAGACUUUAGCCGAAGCCCCAGUGUUCGCCACCAUACCGCUAGUGUUCACAACUAUUGCAUAUUACAUGAUCGGGCUCAACCCGGCGCCGGAGAGGUUCUUCAUAGCGUCAGGAUUGGCGGCGCUUAUUACGAAUGUUGCAACGUCGUUUGGUUACUUGAUCUCGUGUGCGAGCAGCAGCGUGAGCAUGGCUGCCUCAGUGGGGCCUCCUAUCAUCAUCCCAUUCAUGCUUUUUGGAGGAUUCUUCCUCAACUCAGGGUCAGUGCCUCCGUACCUGGGCUGGAUAUCCUACUUGUCCUGGUUCCGGUACGGCAACGAGGCGCUCCUGGUCAACCAGUGGGCCGGCGUGGACUCCAUCGCGUGUACCAGGGAGAACUUCACGUGCCCGGCUUCGGGCCAAGUCGUGCUGGAGACGCUCAGCUUUUCAGAGGACGACUUCAAUUUCGACGUAAUCAACAUGGUGCUGCUGUUCAUCGGGUUCCGUCUGCUCGCCUACAUCGCGUUACUCAUACGAGCGAGGAGAACCAAGUGAACUCACUGUCACAUUGAAGCUA